CCGGCAGCCAUUUUCGUUGGAACUGCAGCAUCAUGUCGUUGGCGUUUUUCCGCAGCUUGAGUCUGGCGUCGCCGUUCAUGCCGACGCAGUUCGUUCGCCAUGCCAGUAAGAAGUCCGGUGGUUCGACGAAGAACGGUCGCGACUCUGUCUCGAAGCGUCUCGGCGUGAAAAAGUUUGGCGGCGAAGCUGUGAUCUCGGGCAACAUCAUCAUCCGCCAACGAGGCACCAAGGUCCAUGCGGGCAAGGGUGUAGGUAUCGGCAGAGACCACACGUUGUUUGCGACGCGUGACGGUUUUGUGCGAUUCUGGUGGAAUGAGCCCAAGAAGUGCCAGGAAGUAUCUGUCAACCAGAACCGGGAACGACAACGCCGUGUCGUGGCGUCGGCCCCUGCGAUCAUCUCCACCCCCGCCGAACCGCUUGUGCAAAGUGCAUGAAUGACCGGCACACGAGUGAGAUAGACCUCCUCCUGUAUUUGAUAGCUCAAAAUGGUAAUCACGUUAAUCACAAGUGGUUGCGCCAGAAGCGGCCUUCUUGGGCUUCCCGAAUCCGCGCCUUGCCAUCCAGGUGCCGCUGGUUCUUGUCUCGGAUUUGCUGGGCCACAUCUUGGGACUCUUCAAGGGUUCGGGCACGAACAGGUGCCCCCUCCAGCGCCGUCGCCAGGAUCGCAAUCGUCAUCAUCAGUCCCCACUUCAUGCUGCUUGUAUUGAUUUGUUGGUAUCAAUAACGGCAAUGUGCACUUGACACUUUAGCUAUGCAUUGAACGUCCACGUUGUGACUCCAUCUUGACGUUCUAACUUUAGCUGGG
Molecule: messenger RNA, 805 nt
Organism: Aphanomyces astaci
Lineage: Eukaryota; Oomycota; Saprolegniomycetes; Saprolegniales; Verrucalvaceae
Product: ribosomal protein L27
Exons: 1
Coding region: 33-434 (133 amino acids)
Biological process (GO): translation
Cellular component (GO): ribosome; mitochondrial large ribosomal subunit
Molecular function (GO): structural constituent of ribosome
Source: RefSeq, a predicted model, not a curated record